Molecule: messenger RNA, 879 nt
Organism: Kazachstania africana CBS 2517
Lineage: Eukaryota; Fungi; Ascomycota; Saccharomycetes; Saccharomycetales; Saccharomycetaceae
Gene: MER1
Product: Mer1p
Exons: 1
Coding region: 1-879 (292 amino acids)
Molecular function (GO): RNA binding
Source: RefSeq, a predicted model, not a curated record
AUGAGGCUGCUACGGACCAUAGAUUUUAAUUCAUUAGUUGACAAUUGUGUUCAGAAUGGUGCUCGACUAAAAGAUGCCAAAUCUGGUCAUGUUCCUAUAGAAAGCGUUAACGACAUUUUAAACAAACUAAAAGUUGGCGAUUCGUACCAGUUAAAGAGAUUUUCGCAUGAUAAGACGUACCUAUGUUUUUUGUUAAAUUUCUGGUCAUUCAAGAGUGUAAUUUCUAACAAUAAGUUGUUACAAAGUUAUGUGUAUGCAGUUUCAAGAUUUCAAUAUACAGAACUUGAAGUUAUGUGUUCUUCCGAUGACACGAUCAUAGAAUCAUUAAUAAAAAGACAGCGUAUCAAGCUUAAAGCUAGUAAUCGCGUGUGCAUCGAAGAAUUGCUUCUAACUUCCGAAAUAGACAUCAGCGACGACUCAUAUACGGUAACACUUCAUGGAGCGACGAUACCAGCGAUCCUCUGCGAUAUUAAGAAGAAUAUUUUAAAAUUCAGAUCUGAUAUUCCUGAACCAGUGACCCAAUUUUAUCUAAACAGUGAUCAGGGUUUCUUUCUUAACUAUUUAGAAAAUUUAUAUGAAGUAACUCCGCACCCUAAAACGUCAUUAAACUGCAUAGAGACCCAUGAUAUUGAUCUUACAAAACAAAAGAUCUCCUUUCUUAUUGGCAAAAAUGGAACUAGAAUAGAACAAAUUAGAGACAGUUCAGGCGCAAUAAUCAAGAUAAUUCCACUUCCAAGAAAAUUGAAAUUGAAGGAACAAAAUUGUCCUGAUUCGGUGCUACAAACAAUAUCCCUUACUGGGGAGCCAUGCAAUAUUGCCAUGGCACUUUCACUAAUCGCUUCUCAACUUCAGUCGCUCUACUACAUUGAGAAACCGUGA